Messenger RNA from Ictalurus furcatus (blue catfish), 1771 nucleotides. It is a transcript of the gene gra, whose product is annotated as granulito. Lineage: Eukaryota; Metazoa; Chordata; Actinopteri; Siluriformes; Ictaluridae. Gene Ontology annotation, biological process: negative regulation of translational initiation. Gene Ontology annotation, molecular function: eukaryotic initiation factor 4E binding. The record is from RefSeq and is a predicted model, not a curated record. Gene Ontology annotation, cellular component: cytoplasm. The transcript has 7 exons. The coding region runs from base 222 to 599 and encodes 125 amino acids.
GCCGUUUCGGAUGAUCCGUGGUGCUGAGUCCGGAAUUGCGCACUACACUACACUACACUACACUACCGUACUAAAUAGGGCGUUAAAAACGCUGAGCCACGCUGUAUCGUACUAUUUGAAGAUACUACAUAGUUGGUUAGUAUGUAGUACGAGAGACCUUAGAGAGAGAGAGAGAGAGAGAGAGAGCACUGUUGGAGAAAGGCAUCACGUAAAGCAUCACAAUGAUGGAGGUCUCCACAAGGAGGAUGCGAAAUCUGGUGCCAGCAAGGCCACUGCGCAGACUAAAUAGUAAUCAAGUGCUCCAGACAGAUGCUGUGGCUGAGCCUGUGGAGAAGCCAACAGAAAGAGCACUAAACACAAUAACAGUGGAGCAUUUUUAUAAACUACUUAUGCGGCACAGCCAAAGUCAAGCAGCUGCCAAACCAGAGAGAAUAUCAUACAGCAGAGACUUCUUGAUAAAGUUGGCAAAUUCACCAAUGGCAAAGAUAAAACCAGACUUUCUACCAGAUCACCCAAUAGUUCUGGACAAGGGGAGGGAACCAGACUCAAACAACGUGAUUGGCAACAACUGCGCUAAAGGGAACAUGUUUCCUGAAUAAUGAUUCCUCUCGAUGAUGGAAUUUCAACAGAAGCUUACAAGCAACGAGAAUUUGUACUCUGAAAAAAUUUACAGUACUGUAUGUCAUUGUCUUUGUGGAAAGUUUCCAUUGUGACCAUUGACAUGAUUUAAUUUUGGCAUUUAGAUCACAACCAGCAGUUUCCAUUUUCAGUGUAAAGUGUGUGUGGUCUUUAAUUCUUACUUACUAACAAGCACUACGAUUACCUUGUGUGGCUUUUUUUUUUUUUUUUGUGAAAGUGAAAGACUUAACAGAGCUUUGAAUUUAGGAAUGUAGUAUAGAGUUGUUCUGCACUUUGUCCCUGAGGACACUGUAUGCCUGGGGUCUACAAUAUGCAAAGUAUACAUGAUUCCAGAUUAGACUAAACUUUCUGCACAUAUUUAUUUGCCAAAAUGGACCUUGCUGCUUGUAUGUCAGUGUGCCUAAGUGUAAAUAAGGUGAAUAAAGGGGUUUUCGAUCUGUGCAAGCAUUUUGAGCUGUCAUAUUUAACAUGGUACUUUUCAUUUACCAAAGUCAAUGCAUGCACUCAUUUUACUUUUUGUUUGAAAUAUAUCUAAAAUCAAUAUUUGUACAUAUUGUAUUUUGUAACUGUUUUGUUACAUGUUAUAGUCUUGAAAAACAAAUACAAGUCUUAUGCAAGAAAGUUUUUAGUUGUGAAAUUAUUCCACUUUGAGGGGGAAACCAUGGAUGACAUGUCAAUGUUAAUUGUGUGUGUGUGUGUGUGUGUGUGUGUGUUCCACGUAAGAACACACAGUUGAAGCAUGCAACUGUGGUAAGAUUGCGUAAGGUGCACCUAUAACGAUGUUCUGUAAGCGGCAUCCAAGCCAACGACCAUCAUAGUUUAGGGCUGCAACUAGCGAUUAUUUUCAUAAUCUGAUGGGGGCGGGGCAAACUUUCAGUACCAUUUUUUCAUUCAUUUAAAAUAAAAUACACAAACUGAGCGUUACAAAUAUAAACUAUUGACUAAAAGUUUACACAACUGUUUGUCCAAUUAUAUAAGACUGAAAAGAACCCAAUACACACACACACACACACCAGAAUAUAUAUUAUUCAUUUAUAACUGUAGUUUAAUUCAGUGCUUUUUGUACAUCCAUAAAAAUAAUGCAUAAAUACUUAUAUAUAAUAUAAGCUAUAAGUUUAUAUUAUAUAAUAGU